Orcinus orca (killer whale) is the source of this 272-nucleotide messenger RNA. RefSeq names its product cytochrome c oxidase subunit 6C-like. NCBI's taxonomy places the organism in Eukaryota, Metazoa, Chordata, Mammalia, Artiodactyla, Delphinidae. The record is from RefSeq and is a predicted model, not a curated record. Bases 32 to 259 code for a protein of 75 amino acids. Gene Ontology annotation, biological process: mitochondrial electron transport, cytochrome c to oxygen. The transcript has a single exon.
AAAUAGUCCGCUGUCAAGGAGAAAAACUACCAUGGCUUCCAGUUCUUUGACAAAACCUCAGAUGCGUGGCCUUCUGGCCAAGCGUCUGCGAUUUCAUAUUGUUGGAGCAUUCUUUGUCCCCUUGGGAGUUGCAGCUUUCUGUAAGUUUGCUAUGACUGAACCAAGAAAGAAGGCAUAUGCAGAUUUCUACAAAACUUAUGAUUCCAUAAAAGAUUUUGAGGAGAUGAGGAAGGCUGGUAUCUUUCAGAGUGCAAAGUGAUUUUGGAAUAUAA